This is a messenger RNA of Leptinotarsa decemlineata (Colorado potato beetle), 3657 nucleotides long. Its product is annotated as dynein axonemal heavy chain 1. Gene Ontology annotation, cellular component: dynein complex. Gene Ontology annotation, molecular function: dynein light intermediate chain binding; dynein intermediate chain binding; ATP binding. Lineage: Eukaryota; Metazoa; Arthropoda; Insecta; Coleoptera; Chrysomelidae. Gene Ontology annotation, biological process: microtubule-based movement. The record is from RefSeq and is a predicted model, not a curated record.
AUGGAUGUCAUAAAAUGUGUCUUACCUGAUGGUUUGAUAAAAUCUGAAUCAUUCCUGGAAGACCUGAAUAAUAUUUUGAAUUCUGGAGAUGUCCCUAACGUUUACCAACCUGACGAACUGGAUAAAAUUUAUCAGGGAAUGAAAGGAACGCUACAAGAACUAGGGUUGGCAGCAACGAAAUCCAAUUUGUUUGCGGUUUACCAGAAACAAGUGCGCUCCAAUUUGCAUAACGUGAUUACGAUGAGUCCCAUCGGAGAAAUAUUCAGAGCUCGCUUACGACAGUUUCCGGCUCUUGUCAAUUGCUGCACUAUUGAUUGGUUUAGCCCUUGGCCUGAUUCAGCUCUCCAGUCAGUGGCGUUCCGUUUCUUGAAAGACGUAGAGAACUUGGAGGUUUCCGAGAAAGUUCUCCAGGGUAUCGUUAUUGUGUUCCAGUAUAUGCACGCAAGUGUAGUCGAAGCAAGCGAAAGAUACAAACAAGAGCUUUCCCGCUAUAACUACGUGACUCCAACUUCCUAUCUGGAGCUUUUAUCAAGUUACACUGAACUGAUGAAUAAGAAGAAAGGAUCUCUUACUGAAGGAGUUGGUCGCCUUAAGACUGGACUAGGAAAACUACAGAGUACUUCGGAAGAGGUGAAAAUAUUGCAAAUACAACUGGAAGAAAUGAAACCAGCUCUGGAGAUUGCUGCUCGAGAUGCUGAUAUAAUGAUAAAAAAAAUAGCUUCUGAUACAGUAAUAGCAGAAGAAACAAAAGUCAUCGUUGAAAGAGAAGAAUUCGAAGCAGCAAAGAAAGCUGUUGAAACACAAACUAUCGCAGAAGACGCUCAACGGGAUUUAGAUGAGGCUUUGCCAGCUUUGUUGGAAGCUGAAGCUAGUCUGAAGUCUCUAAACAAAAAUGAUAUAACGGAAGUAAGGUCGAUGAAACGUCCUCCUGCUGGAGUCAUUUUCGUGAUGGAGGCAAUAUGUAUUGUCAAGAAUGUGAAACCAAAUAAGGUACCUGGAAUAAGACCUGGGGAAAAGCUACUGGACUAUUGGGAACCCAGUCGAACUAUGCUUACGGAUCCAGGAGUUUUCUUGACGUCUCUGAUGAAUUUUGAUAAGGAUUCUAUUACCGAAGAUAUGAUAGACAAAUUACAGAGAUAUGUGGAUGAUCCAGCUUUCACACCUGCAAAAAUUUCAAAAGUAUCCAAAGCUUGUACAUCACUAUGUAUGUGGAUCCACGCUAUGUACAAAUACUAUUUUGUCAACAAGGCAGUCGCUCCAAAGAAAGCUGCUCUAGCGAAAGCAAAAGAAGAACUUGCACAUACAGAAAAAGUCCUCGCCGAAGCUAAAGCCAAAAUGAAAGAAGUCUUGGAUGGGCUGGAGAAACUUCAAAUGCAGCUGGCGGCCAAAAUAGUGUUCAAAGAGGAGAAAGAGCAAAGUAUAGCAAUUUGUGAAGAGAGAAUGAACAGGGCGAUACGUCUCAUCAGCGGUCUUUCUGAUGAGAGAGUGAGGUGGAUUGAAACUAUCAAGAAUAUAGAAGGGAGCGUCGUUAAUGUGACAGGAGACAUUCUUAUUUGCUCGGGAUGCGUUGCAUACCUAACCCCCUUCACGGACUCUUACCGAAGGAAACUCUUUGCCGAUUGGAUGGAUCUGAUUUCCACACACGAAAUACCAUUUACCGAAAACUGCAGCCCUGUUACAAUUUUAGGGGAGCCCGUUCAGAUCAGAUUAUGGCAACUGGAUGGCUUGCCGAGAGAUUAUCUGUCAACAGAGAAUGCUGUUCUUGUGUCUUGCUCGAGAAGAUGGCCACUUUUCAUAGAUCCUCAGGGACAAGCUAAUAAAUGGGUCAAAAAUAUGGGUAAAAGUAUGGGCUUGGCUGUUUGCAAAUUGGCAGACAGAGACCUGAUGCGUACCAUGGAGUCUGCCAUUCGUUUCGGAAAGGCGAUUUUGAUCGAAAACGUGGGAACAGAUUUGGAUCCAGCAUUGGAUCCGGUGCUUCUUCGUCAAAUCUACAACCAGAGCGGAACCAUGGUAGUGAAACUAGGAGACGUCGUGGUGCCAUAUGACAACAGUUUCCGCUUGUACAUCACAACGAAGCUGCCCAAUCCACAUUACACACCGGAAGUAUCGAUAAAAGUCUUGCUCGUUAAUUUUACUCUCGUUCCAAGUGGAUUGCAGGAUCAGUUAUUAGCACUGGUCGUUAUGCAGGAACGUCCAGAUCUAGAAGAACAGAGAAGCCAAAUCGUCGUGAGUGUAGCUCAGAUGAAACACGAACUCAAAGAAAUACAAGACAGAAUUCUUCUGAAACUCAGCACAUCCGAAGUGUCUCCUCUAGACGAUCUUGACUUUAUUAUAACCUUAGAAGCUUCCAAAGUCAAAAGUGAAGAUAUCAAGAAUAAGGUUGAGUCUGCAGAAAUAACCCAGAUAGAUAUCGACAAUACAAGGGCUCUCUACAUUCCUGUGGCUAACAGAGCUCAAAUUUUGUUUUUCUGUUUGGCUGAUCUGCCCAAUGUUGAUCCAAUGUAUCAAUAUUCUUUGGAAUGGUUCAUUUCAAUAUUCAUAUCGAGCAUGGCGGAAACGGAAAAAUCUGAACCUCAGACUUCGGACUUGUCGGCUAUGUUCAAGGAAUCAGGACCAACAGUACCGCUUAUAUUCGUCCUUUCGACGGGUACGGAUCCUGCUGCGGAACUAUACAAAUUCGCCGAUAGGAUGAAGUUCACCAAAAGGAUGUUCUCAAUAUCCUUAGGACAGGGUCAAGGACCUAGAGCUGAGAAAAUGAUCCAGAGCGGUGUGGAAGUUGGCUCUUGGGUAUUUUUCCAGAACUGCCACCUUGCUCCGAGUUGGAUGCCUCGACUGGAACGCAUAGUAGAAGCCAUUUCACCGGACGUCGUCCACAGAGAUUUCAGAAUUUGGUUAACCUCAACCCCCUCCCCACACUUUCCAGUUUCCAUCCUCCAAAACGGCAGCAAGAUGACCAUAGAGCCCCCUUCCGGUUUGAAGGCAAACAUGUUGCGAGCUUACAGAAACGAAGUGUCUGACUUGACCGAUUUCAUGCAAUCAGAACAUCCGAAAGCGGCAAAAUUCAAGUUGCUGGUCUUCUCGCUAUGUCUUUUUCACGGGAUACUUUUGGAAAGGAGGAAGUUUGGACCAUUGGGAUUCAACAUUCCCUAUGAGUUCACAGACGGAGAUUUGAAAAUUUGCAUAUCGCAGCUGCAUAUGUUCCUGUUGGAGUACGAGGAGAUACCGUUCAAAGUUUUGACUUACACUGCAGGCCACAUUAACUAUGGAGGGAGGGUGACUGAUGAUUGGGAUAGGAGGUGUUUGAUGAAUAUUCUGGCGGAUUACUAUAAAAUCGAAGUGGUCGAUGAAAAAUACGUUUUCGAUAAGGACGGUUACUAUCAUCAGGUGCCGACCACGACGAUGUUCAUCGACUACAUGGAGUACAUAAAAACCUUUCCGAUAAACGACGACCCGCUACUCUUUGGCAUGCAUCCAAACGCAGACAUAACUUUCGCCCAGUCCCAAACCUACUUAUGUUUAGCGACACUUUUGAAACUGCAGCCUAAACAAGUUGGAGGUGCAGCUGCUAGUCAAGAGGAAGUUACAGCCAAAUCGGCGAGGACGAUAUUAGACCAACUGCCGCACUUAUUUGAUUUGGAAUUUAUAUCCUCCCAGUAA